GACACUCGAGUCAAGUUUCGCCAAGUUUCGCGACAGCAAGUGACAGCAAACCACAGCAAGCUCAACGUGGCUAAAAGUAGAAAGAAUACAAAAUAAAAUAGAAUUUCAUUAGGUGACAUGAUUUAACACUUACGAUCUUCUGUGUUCAACAACUAAAGGUAAUUCCAAGGCUUUAAACAAUUAUCAACACUUUGCAUCUUAAAGGAAUAUACAAAAUUUUUAUGAUUCCUUGGAUGUUGAAUUCAUUAAUACAAUAAGUUUUAAGAGGAAAGUAGAAAUGGAACCUCCAGAGGAAUUUCCAUUUCCCUUCCCAGCAUAUGAGAUCCAGCAGCGAUUUAUGAGAGAGCUCUAUAGUUGCAUGGAGGGUGGUAAGUUGGGCCUCUUUGAGAGCCCCACUGGCACUGGGAAAUCCUUGUCCCUGAUUUGUGGUGCCCUCAAAUGGCUGGUUGAUCAUGAAAAAUGGAGAAAGCAGGAGUUGAUGUCGGCAAUCGUGGAGAUAGAUAGUAAAUUAAAGAGCUGCGAGAAGCCAUUGGAUAAUUGGUUUACUGUGCAGACAGAGCAGAUAAAGCUCAAUGCUGAGAAACAACCUUUGCAAGCCAAACUGAAUGCACUCCUUGAGUACGAAGGUGAGAAAGAGAAACUUAAGAAGAUGAUUGAAUCACAAAAAACCAUUCAGAAGAAAAUACCUGGAAAGAGGCAGCAACCUACAAAAAAAGUUUCAGAGUCUGAUACAACAGUGGAAGUGAAUUCUGAUAUCUGCGACGAUAUCGAGAAGGAUCUUAUCUUGGAAGAUGGAUUGUCAAAUUCUGAAAGCUCUGAAGAGGAAAACGCAGAUGAACCAUUAUUUAAAAACACCAAGAUCUUUUUCUGUUCUAGAACACAUUCGCAGUUGACACAGUUUGUCCAUGAAUUAAAAAAAUCUCCCUAUUCUCAAGACAUUUCUGUGGUGCCACUUUCAUCGAGACAAAAUUACUGUAUCAAUAAAAGUGUCAAGAGAUUGAAGCAUAUCAAUUUGAUUAAUGAAAUUUGUCUUCAACUGCAAAGAAAAAAGACCACUGUUAAGAAGGAAAAGGGCUUAAAAAAAUCAAAAACGACGAGAGGUUGCCCCUUUAUACCGGGUGAUCAAAAGCUAUUGAUGGCUGAGAUUCUAUCAAACAUUCAAGAUGUUGAGGAGAUAAUGGAAAGAGGACAGGAAAAUAACACCUGUCCAUAUUACAGCUCAAGAAAAUCUGUGCAAAAUGGACAGUUGAUAUUGGUGCCAUACAACUCCAUUCUUCAUAAAAACACCAGAACCAGUUUAGGGAUAGACUUAAAGGGAAAUGUAUUAAUAAUUGAUGAAGCCCAUAAUUUGUUGGAUGCUAUUGAAGGAAUGCACAGUUCUCUAAUUACCGGAAGAAAUUUGCUCCACUGUUACAGUCAGCUGUCGCAAUAUCAGAAAAGAUUUGAAUCUUUGUUUUCUGCUAAGAGCGUGAUGUACCUAGGCCAGCUAAGUUUUUGCUUGAAGAAGCUUCUAACUCUUUUUGGAGCAACAACGAGGUCUCAUCCCAAUGACAAGAUCGAUAAAAUAACGCCCAAAUUAUACAAAAUAGAAGAGUUUGAAGUGCUUACAGAGAUCGAUACAGUAAAUAUAUUCAAGCUGUUGGAAUUUGUCAAAACUUCGAAACUCAUUCAUAAGUUGCAAGGAUUUGUCGAGCAGUAUGGCAGUAGCGUAAAUAUUACUGAACAGAAGAUAAAGAAAUCUGGCAUAACGGAAUUUUUAAACUCUAUCAAAAACAACGACGUACCCUCUCAAGAGGCUGCUAGCGUUGAGAAUACGCCAAGUAACGAGGAACAGACCAGAAAUCCAUUGAUAGCGAUCUUGAGCUUCUUGGAGUCCUUAAAGAGCAGCUGCGCAGACGGCAGAAUAUGUAUUUUACCUGGCACUACUAUUGGACAAGGGAUUAUAAAAUUUCUAUUGUUAAACCCAGCAGCACAUUUUCAUGAUAUCGUGAGAGAUGCUAGAUCUGUCGUGUUAGCUGGUGGCACGAUGGAACCGAUAUCCGAAUUCAUAGAUCAAUUAUUCUUAAUGGCGGGUGCUACAUCAGACAGAAUUAUGACAUUUUCGUGCGACCAUGUAAUUCCUAAAGAGAAUAUUAUAUCCAACGUCGUGAUGCGUGGUCCGACUGGAGUUGAAUUCGAAUUUAAUUUUCAUAAUCGACAAGAUACGAGAUUGCUAGAUGAAUUAGGUAGAGCACUAUUAAAUUUAUGUAACGUUGUACCUGCUGGAAUAGUAGCAUUCUUCCCAUCUUAUAACUAUGAAGACACAGUAUUUAAGCAUCUAGAUAAAUCUGGUAUUAUAACCAAAAUUUCUGCUAAAAAAUGUAUCUAUCGUGAACCUAAAUCAGCAUCACAGGUUAACACAAUAUUAGAUCAAUAUGCACACUCCAUUAAGAAUCCACAAUCCCCUUGUAAUGGAGCAUUACUAUUCAGCGUAGUAGGUGGUAAAUUAAGCGAGGGUUUAAAUUUCUCUGACGAUUUGGGUCGAUGUGUUAUCGUUAUUGGCUUGCCCUAUCCCAACAUCAAGUCGCCAGAAUUACAAGAAAAAAUGAAAUAUCUAAACGAGCAUGUUAAACCAGACGCCGGAAGUAGCUUUUACGAAAAUUCUUGCAUGAAGGCGGUGAAUCAAUGUAUUGGCCGAUCCGUUCGUCACAUCAAUGAUUAUUCGACUGUUGUACUGUUAGACAAACGUUAUUGUCAUAAAGUUAAAGUACUACCUCAAUGGAUUCAACGCUCGGUGACGAUCAACGAUUCAUUUGGAUCUGUAAUUGGUAAUAUUGCGAAAUUUUUCGCAGCAAAAAGAAAUAAGAAAGCUUAAUCUGUGGUAAUACCAGUGUGAUAUGUCGAUAGAUUAAUUAAAGAUAGUACAAACUCUUAUUAACAGUUGUUAAUAAUAUCUGUAAUUUUUCUAAUAUUGGAAACCAGUUUUGAUAAAUUAAUAAAAUGUUUUUACUUGGGA
This is a messenger RNA of Solenopsis invicta (red fire ant), 2995 nucleotides long. Its product is annotated as ATP-dependent DNA helicase DDX11. The transcript is spliced from 9 exons. NCBI's taxonomy places the organism in Eukaryota, Metazoa, Arthropoda, Insecta, Hymenoptera, Formicidae. Gene Ontology annotation, biological process: establishment of sister chromatid cohesion; nucleobase-containing compound metabolic process. Bases 278 to 2854 code for a protein of 858 amino acids. Gene Ontology annotation, molecular function: ATP binding; DNA helicase activity; hydrolase activity, acting on acid anhydrides, in phosphorus-containing anhydrides. The record is from RefSeq and is a predicted model, not a curated record. Gene Ontology annotation, cellular component: nucleus.